Diorhabda carinulata is the source of this 655-nucleotide messenger RNA. RefSeq lists its product as uncharacterized. The record is from RefSeq and is a predicted model, not a curated record. NCBI's taxonomy places the organism in Eukaryota, Metazoa, Arthropoda, Insecta, Coleoptera, Chrysomelidae. Gene Ontology annotation, molecular function: phosphatidylinositol bisphosphate binding. The coding region runs from base 179 to 649 and encodes 156 amino acids. The transcript has 3 exons. Gene Ontology annotation, cellular component: membrane.
GAAAACAAGCACGUAGUAGAUGUUUUGUAAUAUCUAAUACGUUUUCAUGAUAUCAUUUCACAUAAUUUAUGUUUUAAUCGUAAGCUAAUUUGCAUGUUUUAUUGUUACUUGACUUGUUUCUAUCAAGGCGAUAUUUAAGUAAAAAUUACGUUGAUAUUAACCAGUUUGUUCUAAUACCAUGAACGCUGAAACUGUACUAAUCACCGAUCGCGAUGAAAUUAGAAAAUUGUCCGGGAAAUCGAAAGAAUCCGUUUUUCGAGAUAUAAAAAUUAUUAAGGAAUGGUUGGAAACUCAAAAGCAUCUACCUGAAAUUCCAACUAAGUCAAUAUUCAUAUCGAUAAUGAUAAAAAGUGAUAAUUUGAUUGAAUUCGUUUUGAAUAAUUGUAAAUUCAGUAUCGAGAAAACGAAACAAAAUUUGGAUAUGUACUAUACGUUAAGAAAUCUUAUACCGGAUAUGUAUCAAAACGCGAAUCCAUCUACACCAGAUAUAGAAGAAGUUUACAAAAAAGCUUAUAUGUUUCCUUUACCAAAAUUAACCCCAUCAAAGGAAAGAAUAAUGUUUUUCAAAUAUAAAGACGUGGAUGACAUCGUGGAUAUACGGAAAAUCUACGUUCAUUACCUCAAUAAUAUUUACGAAAUAAGAGCUUAAGAAGAU